Molecule: messenger RNA, 345 nt
Organism: Paramecium sonneborni
Lineage: Eukaryota; Ciliophora; Oligohymenophorea; Peniculida; Parameciidae
Source: the annotation of a GenBank genome assembly
GAAGUGAAAUUGAAGAUAAUGUUGAAUUUGGUUAUGGUUUCAGUUGAUGCAUUAAGGGAGAAGGAAAUUUUACAUUUUAAAUUUAAUUACACAGCUUAAAUUAGAGAUAACAGAUUAGCACUACAAUAUAUUGUGUUAAGAUUAUUAUUGAAUAAAGAUGAAGGAGAUAGAUUAUCUACAGUUUGGUAUGAAUAAGCAGCAACAUAGCUUAUUACUAAUGAUUUACCAGAAAAUUCAACCUUAUUAUCUAUAAUACUAGUUGAAUAAAGGGAAGGAGUUUGAACAUACUUACAUUUAGAUUAUUCAUUAAAGAAUUAUUGGCUGUUGGCAUAAUUGAAGUUUGAU